AUGCCUGCAUCUGAGACUGCGCAGAAAGAGCUACUUACAUCGCCGCUAAGCUCGGAUGCAGAAACAGAGCCACUUUCGUUUGACGAGUCAGGCUCAGUGAAAGAAGAAGACACUAUGAACACGACAGCGACCAACAACGCCGUGCCCGAAGAGACUACGUCGGUGGCACCACUUACCCAACCGGACACGUUCAGUGCCGACAGCGAUCUGACGGACGACCCAGGCUCGGACGAGGAGACGCGUCAGCCUACCGCGGCAUUUUCAGACGAUGGCUCGUCAUUGUCCGAGGCCAUGGAGGAAGACAUGCCGGAGGCCGACUUGGAACGCAGUGCGCUGGAUGGCCUCGCCGAGUUGGCCUCGUCCACCACAGGCGCGAACGAGGCAUCCACCGCAGUCCCGCCGACCUCGUCGACACUUACGUCGUACGCCUCGCAGGACGAGGACGACGGCGAUGACGAGCGCGAGAAUGACGAUAGCAAGGACGAGAUGGAUACCGAUGCGGAGAAGGACAGUACGCAUGAGCCAGGCGAUGAAACGUUGCAUGCGGCAGCCGCAGCUGUCGUCAGCCACAAGCCUACGUCCCUGUUGCAACGGGCCGUGACCGCUGAGGCGGGGAAGCGGCGCGCUGCUGCCACAGGUGGCGCGCCUAGUCUCAUGAUGGAGCCUGAUAUGGACGAAUCCAAUCCGCCCUCUGCGGCGACCAGUCGGCAAGGCUCGCCAGAUACCGAGGCCGAUACGCCAGACGUGAAGGAGGACAUGGCCCCGGAAGAGACCGCCAAUGAAGAGGAAGAGAAUGUGCCUACGGAGGCAGAGGCAGAGGCAGAGGCGGAGGCAGAGGCAGAGGCAGAGGCGGAGGCGGAGGCGGAGGCGGAGGGAGCUGGUGACGAGGACAAGGACCCUGCGGAGGACGAAGUGCCUGACGCGGAGGAUGCAGAGACCGAGGCGAAGGCACAGGAAAGUGCAGCUGAUACGCCGGCUGGGCCUGCAGAAGCAGAUGAUGCCGAGGCGAUGCAACAGCGUCAGGAUGCGAUGGAGCUGCUCACACGCAUCGAGAUUGGGUACGCAAUGCUUCGUGAGCGGCUGUAUACGGAACGCCUCGAAGAGCUGGAGCAUGAAACGGAAAUGAUUCAGCAAGGCACGCAUCCUGAACUGCGUCUCCUGCAUACCCUGAUUGAUACGCGCAAGGAGCGGCGUUUAGACUUGCUCGACGUAUGGCUUGGUAAGUCUGAGAAACAGCUGGACUUGCUGGGGCGCGUAGAAGACCGUAUUGCGUGGGACAAUUGGCGUGAUCAGACGGCUACGAUUCGUCGUACAAUGAUGACGGACCUGGAUCGGAAGCGCCGUAAGUUGGAUCGGGAGAAACGCCUCAUCGACGCGCCGCCGCCAGCGCGACGUCACCAGCCCUUUGAUGCAGAAGUCGUUCGCAAGCCGCCCUCGUUCUCACGGCGGACGAACCGACGCCCUGGUGAGUAUGCCGCACGGCACAUGUCAGUCCGAGAUGCCCGUGGCUUCCUUGCGUACCCUGACGUACGCGGUCUCGAAGAGUACGAUGUAUGGAUGGAUAUGGAGCAGAUGGGCCUGCGCGCGAUGCCCCCGCCUCCGCCGCCUCCGCCUGGGUACGGCCCACCGGACGAGAUGGCGCACCCACCACCCCCGCCGCCCGAUAUGUACGCACCGCCGUAUGGCAACGGCCCACCUUUGAAUUACUAUGGACCGCCAGGCAUGUAUGUGGACGGUCCUCCCCCGCCAGGGCCACCCCCACCACGCACGUCGCACCGCGCGCCCUACGAGGGCCUGUACAUGGACCCCAUGGACAUGCCCCCGCCGCCGCCCCCGCCGCCGGGUGGCUCGCACGAGUACGACGCCACGUAUGAAAAGUCGAUGUACAGCGCAGCAGCGCCGCCACCCCCACCACCGCCCAUGUCGGGCCGCGCGGCGUAUGCGUCGACAACACCGACGGCCACGGCGCCAGCCUCGUCGACGGCCACGACACGGCCUGAGCCUCGCAUGCCGCCGAUUGUUCAUGCCUAA
Malassezia pachydermatis is the source of this 2031-nucleotide messenger RNA. RefSeq lists its product as hypothetical. The transcript has a single exon. The coding region runs from base 1 to 2031 and encodes 676 amino acids. The record is from RefSeq and is a predicted model, not a curated record. Gene Ontology annotation, biological process: negative regulation of transcription by RNA polymerase II. NCBI's taxonomy places the organism in Eukaryota, Fungi, Basidiomycota, Malasseziomycetes, Malasseziales, Malasseziaceae. Gene Ontology annotation, cellular component: Sin3-type complex. Gene Ontology annotation, molecular function: histone deacetylase binding.